UAGUAAUACGCGGCAAAUGAGUAGCAUCGCGGCGCAUUGAGUAGCAUCGCGUCAUUGCUGUACUAAAACUAAAAAAUUGCCGUAUUCGUAUUCCGCCAUUUUGAAAGCUGCGAGUCGAAAGUGGAAUUUGGACGCGUUGCUGGAUUCUCUUUUUCGAUUUCAAUAUGAAGCGCCAAAAAUGAUUGAAAUGUGUGAAUCGUCAUCUUGAAAAGGUUUUGUUUCUGUUGAUUGAAAUUAAAGUAACUGCAACACGUAACAAAGAAACAACCAAAACAAAACAAAAUACAAGAAGGAAAGAAAACGUUAAACACUAACGAAGAUUAAUUUCUGAUUAACAAAACAACACAAGGAAGAAGCCAGAAAACAGCAGAAAAAACCACGGUGCAGUAAUUUGUAUCUUUAAAAGCAGCCGCAAGGAACCGCAAUCAAUCAACAAACUAUAAACAGACAAACAACAAACAAAAGGAACAUGGAUAAAAAUCUAAUGAUGCCCAAGCGUUCGCGCAUGGACGUUAAAACCAACUUUGCCAAUGGCCCACUGCAGGCGCGACCAUUGGUUGCCCUGCUGGAUGGACGCGACUGUUCGAUCGAGAUGCCCAUACUAAAGGAUGUGGCUACAGUGGCCUUCUGCGAUGCACAGAGCACAUCCGAAAUACACGAGAAGGUGCUGAAUGAAGCAGUUGGCGCAUUGAUGUGGCACACCAUCAUCUUGACUAAGGAAGAUCUUGAAAAAUUUAAAGCUUUACGCAUCAUUGUGCGCAUUGGCAGCGGCACAGACAACAUCGAUGUUAAAGCCGCUGGCGAGUUGGGAAUUGCAGUGUGCAACGUCCCCGGCUAUGGUGUCGAGGAGGUGGCAGACACAACAAUGUGCUUGAUUUUGAACCUAUAUCGGCGCACCUAUUGGCUGGCGAAUAUGGUGCGAGAGGGCAAGAAGUUUACCGGCCCUGAGCAAGUGCGAGAGGCGGCGCAUGGCUGCGCACGUAUUCGUGGCGAUACCUUAGGAUUAGUUGGAUUGGGUCGCAUUGGUAGCGCUGUGGCGUUGAGGGCAAAAGCAUUCGGCUUCAAUGUUAUAUUCUACGAUCCCUACCUACCCGAUGGCAUUGACAAAUCGCUCGGCCUCACACGCGUCUAUACCCUGCAGGAUCUGCUCUUUCAGUCCGACUGCGUCUCACUGCAUUGCACGCUUAACGAGCACAAUCAUCAUUUAAUCAAUGAAUUCACAAUUAAACAGAUGCGACCUGGAGCAUUUCUGGUGAACACCGCCCGCGGCGGUCUGGUUGAUGACGAGACUUUGGCGUUGGCACUGAAACAGGGACGGAUAAGAGCAGCCGCAUUGGAUGUGCACGAGAAUGAACCAUACAAUGUAUUUCAAGGUGCACUGAAAGAUGCUCCAAAUCUGAUUUGCACACCACACGCCGCCUUCUUCAGCGAUGCAUCCGCAACGGAGCUGCGCGAAAUGGCAGCCACCGAAAUACGACGAGCGAUUGUCGGCAAUAUUCCAGAAGUGCUGAGGAAUUGCGUUAACAAGGAGUACUUCAUGCGCACGCCGCCCACAGCUGCGGCCGGCGGUGUUGCGGCGGCUGUUUAUCCCGAAGGAUUAAAUGGCGGCUAUUAUACAGGCGCACUGCAUCAUCGGGCACACAGCACCACACCGCAUGAUGGUCCCCACAGUACAACAAAUCUUGGCGGCAGCAGCAGUUCUGCCUUGGCACCGCCUCCGCCCUCCGCUGGCGCUAACUCCGUGGCCGCAGCUGCUGCUGCUGUGGCCGCGGCAGCUGCCGCGCUCCUGCCGUCGCCGGUUCCGCCGAACGCUGCUGUGCCAACGGUGCCACAUUUGUCGCCGCAAGUUGGUGGAUUGCCGCUUGGAAUUGUGAGUAGCCAAUCGCACCUGAGUGCGCCAGACCCUAAUAAUCAUCUGUCAUCGAGCAUUAAAUCCGAAGUAAAGGUCGAGUCAACGGAGACGCCGUAGGCUUGCUGCGUCGUUGCUGGAGGAGGCGAAAUUGGUGUGGCAACGGACAGUAACAUUAUGGAAAUUCACGCGGAUGACAGACAGGAGGCAGGCAGUCAGAAAGUCAGAUCUACAUAUACUGAAUCUUAAGUUAAUAUCUGUGCAUUUCGCAUAGCCAGACAUACAAACGUGAUCUUAUAUUUGUUGUAAAACCAAUCUACAAUCACAUCAUCUGCAUCUGUAUCUCUUCUGUAUCUGUAUCUGUCCAUCACAUCUAUCUGUCUGUCUGUGCCUGUGCCUGGCCCCCCUGUAUGCCAGAUUCAUGCGCACCAGCCUUUGAUUUGAUUUUUUCCAAGUUUCUAAGUUAUAAUUUAAAAUACGAUACAUAUUUGCAUUACCAACCCUAAAAACAAAACAAAACAAAAAAUCUAAUGAGAAACCCAAAACAAAAACACACACACAACACGCCUCAAAAUUAACUACGUAUGUAUUUAGAAUUUAAUUUGUAACUAUUUAGAAUUUUACAGUUACAAUUUAAGACUUUUAUUUGUAUUGCAGCAAAUUGUAAGAGAAAAUAAAAAUAUGUUACCUACAUAUAAGCGCAAAAACAAAACAAAAACACAAAAUGUUGGAAAAUUUUAACUAAAAAAGAAAAGAGAAAAAAAAAACAAAAUUUAUGGCAUACAAAAACAACACACAAGAGAGACGUUUAGUGCUUAAGAUACGUUUAAAGUACAUAAUAAAAAACAAACGCAGUGUAUAUCUUUGUGUAAUAUAAAUUAGUUGCUUGACAAGGGGUUCCCAUGAAAUUUUGCGUUUGAGUCCAAUUGAAAAGCCAUUUCCCAACAUAUCCAGUGAAAAAACAACGUAUUUUUAGGUAUGUAAACUUUUAUUUGAGUCAGUUAUACACAAAGGUUUCUUUCGGGUGGAAUACUAUUUUAAAUGCUACAUAACACCAGUUCUAAAUUAGCACAAACUACACAGCGUCAAGACAAUUUGCUUGUAUUUGUAAUACAGUUUUUGCGUUUACAAUUAAAAUCUUUUAAUAAAGUAUUGUGUAGGUAGGUUUCUUUUUUGUUUUUAGUUUUUUUUUAUUGUAAAAUUCCUCAAUAUAAUAUGUAACAUUUAACACACGGCCAUUCUUCCAAUGUCGAAGGUCCAUCACGUUUUCACUUAAUUUUAAACGAUACUAUCUAAAUUUUAGUUUUGUUUUCUACGGAAUGAACAACAGUUACAUACAUGAGAGUCGAGUUGAAGAUAAAGUAUUGGAUCUGCUGCACGGGGCACAUUCACAUUUAGAGUUAUGCUAAAGUUAUACACUAUACAAGUAACAAUUGAAGUUUAUUUUUGAGCUAGAAUUAAGCUUGUCGCGAAACCAUGUGCAUACAAUACGGGCGCCUAACUAACUGGUCAAAACACAUGACUAAUUAUUUGCGGGGAUCUGUGUGUGAUUGUGUAUAAAUGUAGUGUCAGUUCUAACAACUAUGCAGGGACAGGACAGCAAUAUUAAUCAAGUCCGUAUGCAAUAGAAUAUGAGUCGAGACCCAAGUAUCUAAAUGUAUAUUUGUAUGUCUGUACUUUUCAGUAGUAUUGUAUUGGGUUUUUUAAAACCAGGAAUAUGUUGAAAUGUCUUUUCUUCUUUCUUUUGUUUUUGUUUUGUAUCUUGUUUUUUUGUACACUUGUGUGUUGUGUGUAAACAGGUUUUAUCAAAAGCAUCAAGUUCGUACAAUACUUAUAAUAUGUCAAUACCCACCGAAUUGUGUGGGCGUUUUACUUAAAAACGAGAAUAAAAUCAACAACAUUGAAAACAUGGUCCACGAUCAACUUAAAAGAAUCGCGUCAGCCGUGGCCUCAUAAUACGAAAGACGCCAAAAAAGACCGAGACCAAUGAGACCGUACUUGAAGGUGUUCUUGCAGACCCGUUGGCCAAGGCUCGCUUGUGGUAUUUCGAGUAUGGCUGGAAUCUUUUCGGGAUCUACUUCGCCCCACAUUUUUGCAAUGCCGUUGGCAUGACCAAUGCCUACAACGCCAACAACACGUACGGGACGGACCUGAUGGGCGCCAGGUGCAGCUUGCGGCAGAGCUGCCAGUUGCAGAGAAUGACACAAAUAUAGAUCACGUUCACGCACAAACACAUCGGAGAACGCAGGAAAUUCGCCGGCCAUUUCUUGCAUAAGUUUCUCCAACAAGUCACGCUGCUUGCAUUCCUCCACCUCCUCGAUGCUAAUGCUAUCCGUGAAUGUCAAACGCCAGACCAACUUCAUGGUCUGCCACAAGGAUAAAGCGCGCAGAGCACGAUAUAGUGUGAUGCGUAUUGGACGAUCACCGAGAUGCAGAAUACAGCCCGGCAACUUGUGUAUUUCCUCGAAGGCGCGUCGAAAUUCACCACCAGGUGCCAUGCCCAGGUCCUUGGCAAUCUGAGCACUCAUUUGUAAUAGCAAAAUGAAGAAGAUGCCAUUGAUAUAGCCAUGAGUCUGAAUUAUGCCGCGUAUCUAUAAUGCAAAUACUUGAUAUGAAAGUUGUUUCGAGAUUAAUAAAUAUGUUUUCGUAGUUACCUUGGGUAUGUUGAUGUUCUUUGCCUCCUCCAGCAGUGUUUUCUCAUCAAGUUUCAAUAUGUGUACACGCGAUGGACAUAGCUCAACCAUGACCACAUCUGGACGGACAUUUCGAAUGAC
This is a messenger RNA of Drosophila nasuta, 4623 nucleotides long. It is a transcript of the gene CtBP, whose product is annotated as C-terminal binding protein. Gene Ontology annotation, cellular component: nucleus. Lineage: Eukaryota; Metazoa; Arthropoda; Insecta; Diptera; Drosophilidae. The record is from RefSeq and is a predicted model, not a curated record. The transcript is spliced from 8 exons. Gene Ontology annotation, biological process: regulation of transcription by RNA polymerase II. Bases 470 to 1969 code for a protein of 499 amino acids. Gene Ontology annotation, molecular function: transcription coactivator activity; NAD binding; oxidoreductase activity, acting on the CH-OH group of donors, NAD or NADP as acceptor.